CCGCGCCGCCCGGGCGCAGCGGGCGCCUCGCACCGGCCGAGGCGCUGGGCCUGCUGCUGGCGGCGCCGGCGGGCGCCUGCCCGCCUGGCGAGGCCGAGGCGCCCAGGGACUUGCUCUGCCAGCUCGAGGGGUCGCGCGCGGGCGGGGGCCCCGCCGGGGAAGCGGCGCUGGGGCCGGCCGAGGAGAUCGGGGCUCAGGAGCUGCCCCCGGCGCUGCGCGUGCGGAACACGUUCCUGGACGCGCCGCUGCAGAGGUCUCCCUCCCUGGAGCGGUUCAUCGAGCCGCGCCUGUGCAACUCCACGCCGCCGACGCCCCAGGGGCGCGUGGGCCGCCCGCAGAUCCUUACGGCUCUGGACGAGGACCCCAUGCCCGCCUACCUGAUCAACACUCCGACGGAGAGCGUCCUGGACGGCAUGUUCCGCAGCCCGAAGGGCGAGUCGCUGACCUGGCCCCGCCCGGUCUCGCCGAUGCUGCAGAUGGGGCGCCUGCACCAAGCCAGCCCCCGCCUCCAGCCGGCGGUCCUCAGCCUCUCGGAUGCCAUCGGCGCAGUCUCCGGCCCACCCGUGGCAGCGGCAGCGCCGGCCGCCGUGCCCGCAGCUGCUCCGGCCCUCUGGGAGAUCAUGGGGUCGGGCCGCUCGCCGGGCCAAGACGCGCUGCCGAGCCGCGGCUCUGCGCUGCACCGGUACGGCGCCUGCAAGCCGUGCGCCUUCAUCUACCGAGAGGGGUGCAAGGGCGGGUCCGAUUGCCAGUUCUGUCACUUGUGCGAGCCCGGCGAGCGCAAGGCGCGCAAGAAGGAGCGGCUGGCCAUGAAGCGGGACAGCCUCGGGGAGGCGCGCCGCGAGGAGCCCUCCGUGAGGCGUGGGCGGCUCGGCGGCUGCUGAGGUGGCCGCGCGCAUGGGGGGG
Messenger RNA from Prorocentrum cordatum, 903 nucleotides. Lineage: Eukaryota; Dinophyceae; Prorocentrales; Prorocentraceae. The record is from the annotation of a GenBank genome assembly.